Molecule: messenger RNA, 1889 nt
Organism: Lycium ferocissimum
Lineage: Eukaryota; Viridiplantae; Streptophyta; Magnoliopsida; Solanales; Solanaceae
Product: F-box protein At2g26850-like
Exons: 5
Coding region: 353-1552 (399 amino acids)
Molecular function (GO): protein binding
Source: RefSeq, a predicted model, not a curated record
CAACUUCAUAGUAGAAGUUUUGUUCCCCUCUUAUAUCUGGUGGCAAUUCACUGUAGCUGGAUACCAAAACAUUUAAGAAGCAAACUUCUUUAAUGUUGGUUUCUUCAUCUGUCAUUUUUGUGGUUUUGUGAGUCUCAACAAUUAAAGCUUGUCUUUUGUGAUAUCUACCAAUGUCCCCUUUCUUUAAUUCUACUUUUGGCUACAACCCCAUUUGAAAACUCAGCCAAAACUUCACAAUAUAAAACACUUUUCUUUUUACCCUUUUCACUAUAUAUAAAACUAGUGUGUCUCUCUACAGGUUCUUGAAUUGUCUAGGCUUAGCUAAAAAAAGAAGAAGACAUUUUUGUAUUCAAUGCUAUUUCUCUUGAUUUCUUGUUUUUCUUUCAUCCUACUACUUUCUAAGUCACUUCUCAAGCCAAUUCUCACAAUGGGAGCUUUAUCAAAUCUCUUGUUUUGUGAAGAGGUAAAUCUCUUGUUUUGUGAAGAGGUUUUAAAGUUUUUAGCUUUAUGGUUCAGAAAAGGCAGAAAUGCUAUUAGUUUGUUGAAUUUGCCACUAAUGACAAAUCAUGUUAAAUCAAAAAUAGAGAAUGUUGUGGAGAAAGAUGAUGAAAUUUCUUUACUGGAUUUGCCUGAUCUGACAUUGGAAUGUAUUUUUGAGAGGCUUCAACCAAAUGGCCUUUGUAAAAUGGCUGCAAUUUGUAGUUCUUUGAGAGAAAAAUGCACAAGUGAUCAUUUGUGGGAGAAACAUAUGAAGCAAAAAUGGGGUACAUUGAUUGGUUCUGCUGCUUAUAAAGAAUGGCAAUGCUAUAUUACCUCAAGAAAUGAAGAUCUCCUCUUGGAAAAUUCAAGAAAGAAGAGAGACUUGUUGGGGAAUUUUUCAAAGAUUAGGCAACUUUUAUGGAACAGAUUAAAAGAAAAUGAUGAUAACAAGAAGGUUAUAAAUUCUUCAUCAAUGAGCUCAAAUAUGGAUUGGUACCUCUCCCUUGAAACUGGCAAAUUUUGGUUCCCGGCUCAGGUUUUUAACCGCGAGGUGCAGAAUGGACAUGUUGGUUUUAUGCUAUCUUGUUAUGAUGCUGAAGUUAGCUACGAUUGUAGCACAAAUACUUUCAGAGCGAGGUAUCCAGCAUAUGGGAGGCGAAUAAUCGAGGAAGAAAUAGAAUGGAACAGACUAAGAGCACCAACUGUUGAUACUCCUUCUUAUGUUCUUCAUGUAUCGGAUUGCUUAAAUGAUCUGAAACCUGAUGAUCACUUUGAGAUUCAGUGGAGAAAAAGCAAAGAGUUCCCAUAUGGUUGGUGGUACGGAGUUGUUGGACAUUUGGAAUCUUGUAGUGGCAGCAAUUUGAAUUGCCAUUGUCAUGCGAGUGAGACAGUGCUAUUGGAGUUCAAACAGUACACCCCUGGCUCAAGAUGGAGGCAAACAGUGAUAAACAGAAAGGAUCACAGAGAAGUAGGCAAUGAAGCGGAUGGUUUUUAUGGAGGAAUCAGAAAACUUUAUAGUGACAAAGAGAUAUCAUUGUGGAAGAGCCUCUGGCCUAGCAGCACUUUGGAAUAGCACACAGAGCUCUUUACAUUUCCCCAUUUUUACUUUUUUGUGAAGAAGCUCCCUUUAAGCUAUUCUAAGUGUAAAUAGAAAGCAACUUAUAGAUUAGGCUUUAGAUUUUUCGCUUUGGUCUCGGAAAUGUACAUAUAAAACUGAAGAGGCUGAUAGAGCCUCCGGAAUGGAAAAACUCCUGGUAGAGAUUGUUUCCCCUUUGGUAGACCUUAGGCUGCAUAAAUUCAACUUAAUCAGCCUUGUGAGUUUUGGCUACCAGAUGCAUAAAUCACAGUAUCUAUGCAUAAAAAUGUUUAGUUGUUAAAUAAGAGAUGAAAAUAAAAGCUUCUUUGUUCUA